AUGAUCAAAACAACCCCAGUUCAAAAAAAGGAGGUGCGGCCGCAUACCGAGGCCGAUUUCGCAUGGUCCCGUCCGCACGGUCUCGUGGAAAAGCCAGGCAUGUACCCCGGCGAGCCAGAGGCAUGGGUCUACUGUGACAAGUUCUCCUACGAAGAGGGCGAGACGGUAUCUCUCAAAGUCCACACGACAGCCGAGUAUUUCGACAUCGAGGUUAUCCGUGACGGUUACAAAGCCCACACCGUGUUCCACCAAACGGGUCUAAAAGGCCAGCUUUGUGAUACACCGGGUGAUGCGUACGCCGUCGGCUGCGGUUGGCCCGAAGCGUUGAGCAUCCAUCUAGAAGAGGGGAAAUGGGAGUCGGCCUUUUAUCUUAUCAUUAUUCGCAUCAAAGAAUUCCACGGCCGCGUCUACGAGCGCGAGGGAUUCUUCAUUGUCAAGUCGAAACUUCGCAGCACGUCGGCUAAGGAUACCGCAGACUUCGUCCUUAUCCAUGCUACGUCAACCCUGCUUGCCUACAACGACUGGGGUGGCGCCAACCACUAUAGAGGCAUCAAGGAUGGCUAUCAAGACGAUGAACCGAGUCCGCUCUCUAGUACCCAGCGGCCCAUAGCACGGGGAAUGCUUCGGAUUCCAGCCAACGCGCCGCGCGAGGCGAACGGGCCUAUGGCUAUUGAACAUGGCUCAACGCCACGCUUCCCUGCUCUAGAGUACGCCUGGUAUUUCCGGUACUCGAGACAUUACGCAGAUGCCGGCUGGGCCACGUACGAACGACCUUUCGUGGUAUGGGCGGAGAAAAAUGGCUACAGAGUUCAUCAUCUCACGCAAUCCGAUUUGCACGUUGAGCGCGACUGUCUCCAGGGUUAUUCCACAGCUGUGGCGGUUGGGCACGAUGAGUAUUGGUCGUGGGAACAGCGGGAUACCUUGGACGCUUUCGUGGACGCCGGCGGCAAGUUGGCUCGGUUUGGCGGCAAUUACAUAUGGCAGGUCCGCUUCGACGAGGCGAUGCAGACUCAGUACUGUUACAGGGUCCCGCAAGCCGAUCCCAUAACCGCAACGGACGCCACGCGCGUCACCACCUUUUGGGACUGGACGAAAAUUGGCCGCCCCGGCGCUCAGUCCGUCGGCCUUACGGGCAUAAUGGGCUGUUACACCCGGUAUGGCAUGGCUGCCCCGCGAUCCUCGGGCGGGUUCCAAGUAUACCGGCCAGAGCACUGGGCUUUGGCCGGGUCAGAGCUCCGCUACGGCGAUCAGUUCGGGGCCGACCCUGUCAACAUUGCCGCCUUCGAAGUGGACGGAGUGGACUACUACUUCAAAAAGGGGCUUCCGUAUCCGACCUGCGCCGAUGGUGCGCCCACUAACUUAGAGAUUAUCGCAAUGUGUCCUGCAACAUUUGGCGAACGUGACGUUUCUGGCGGUACGGAGCCUGUCGGCGGUCCACUUCGCGAAGUUCUGGGCGUAAUCGAAAUGACAUACGAAGGUAUGGAAGUCCCCGAGUACUUGAGAGACCGCGAGUAUGGGUCUGGCAUGGUGGCUAGCUUCACAAGAGGGAAAGGCGAGGUCUUUUGUGCUGGUACCUGUGAAUGGGUUGUUGGGUUGAUCAAGCGGGACGUAUUUACGGAAAUCAUUACGAACAACGUCCUCAUGAGAUUUUCUGGUCGUCAAAAACCAACCGAGUGA
This is a messenger RNA of Scedosporium apiospermum, 1677 nucleotides long. RefSeq lists its product as uncharacterized. The transcript is spliced from 2 exons. Bases 1 to 1677 code for a protein of 558 amino acids. NCBI's taxonomy places the organism in Eukaryota, Fungi, Ascomycota, Sordariomycetes, Microascales, Microascaceae. The record is from RefSeq and is a predicted model, not a curated record.